This is a messenger RNA of Diabrotica virgifera virgifera (western corn rootworm), 2121 nucleotides long. Its product is annotated as zinc finger MYM-type protein 1-like. Bases 208 to 2106 code for a protein of 632 amino acids. The transcript has 2 exons. NCBI's taxonomy places the organism in Eukaryota, Metazoa, Arthropoda, Insecta, Coleoptera, Chrysomelidae. The record is from RefSeq and is a predicted model, not a curated record.
UAUUUUAUACACCGCCCCCCGUACCGCGACGCUCUCGCUCUGAUACUUCAUUUAGUAUCUGUCUCAUUCAGUUUAGUAGUUUUUGUGCAACGACGAAAUGGUUUUUAAUUACAAGCAGUGAAUGUUUUAACAGUCGUGGUUUGGACUGGAACUCUUGAUUGUCUUGUUGGCUGAUCCUACUCGUGCUACCUUGGUCAUUAUAUAGAUAUGGGACCAAAAAAACCUUCCGGGAGCGAGUUCAAAAAAAUUAGAAAUAGAAAAGAACAAGAUAACAAAAAAUUAGCAUCUGCACUAGGAAAUUGGCUGAAGAAUGAAAAUACCAGUAAUAAUCCAGGUCCUUCUGAGCCUCAAAUUCAAGACGAAGAAGAAGACGACGAAGAAGUUCAUGGUAGAGAGACGCACACCGAAGACUUUUGCAAGAGUAAUAUGGUUUUGGAGGACCCCACUAGCCACAUCACUCCCAUUGAGAUCGACACUAACUUAGAAGAAAGUAGUGGAAAUUGUAGUUCCCACCAAAUAGAGUACGAAGAUCCCAGAAAAUGGCUGACAAAUUUUAGAUUGGACACAGUUCGUUGUACAAUUGUAGAAAAAGGCCCUCAAAUGAUUAAUUUGGAAAACCACAUGUUUCCUUGUUCUGAUGAUGGACAACGCUUCUCUCAGAAAUGGGUUUACAAAACUCUACCGAACGGGGAAAAUGUGAAAAGGCAAUGGUUAUUGUAUAGCCAAUCUAAGGACGUCCUGUUUUGUUUCCCCUGUCUUCUUUUUUCAAAAGACGAUAAAAAGGACAAAUCUGUGUUUUCUAAUAUUGAAGAGGGAUUCAACGAUUGGAGACACCUACACCCAUGCAUUGUCAAUCACGAAAGGUCAAUACUUCAUCGAGAUUCUUACAUUCUAUGGAAAGAGUUAGAAAUAGGCUUAAAAACAUACAAGUAUGUUGACGCAGGACAUCAAAAGCUAAUACAAGCUGAAACAGACAAGUGGACCAACAUUCUGAAGUGUUUUGUGGAUGUUAUUCUUCACUGUGCUAGGAAUAACUUAGCUUUAAGAGGUGGAUGGGACUUGAUUGGUGACAGCAACUGUGGUGUGUUUCUGAGUACCUUAGAGCUUAUUAGUCAUUAUAAUCCUCAACUAGCUAAACACAUAGAAACAGUUAAACAUGGAAAGAAUGUCACUAGCUAUUUUUCUCCCCUUAUUCAAAAUGAAGUCAUAGACCUCUUGGGAAGUAAUGUCAGAUCAGAAACAUUGAGGAAGAUAAAACGUGCAAAGUAUUUCUCCAUCAUGUUCGACUGCACCCCAGACACAGCUCAUUUAGAGCAGAUGAGCCAAGUAAUCAGAUAUGUUACUACCGAGGAUGGUAAAUGCUCUGUUGAAGAGAGCUUUGUGGACUUCAUCAUAACUCACCAGAAGACAGGAAGAGGGAUAUCUCAAGAAAUCUUGGAAAGACUUAAAACUGAUGACUUGGAUAUACAGAACUGUCGUGGACAAGGAUUCGACAACGGAUCAAACAUGGCCGGAAAAUAUGAAAGCGUUCAAGCACACAUAUCCCAGUUAAAUGACCUGGCAACAUUUGUGCCUUGUGCGGUACACAGUCUAAAUCUCGUAGGCGUGCAUGCUGCAGAAGUUUCAGUAAUGAUGACAACUUUUUUCGGAAAGGUUUUGGAUUUUUUCAAAUUUUUCAGCAGCUUUACCUCGAGAUGGGAGGCCUUGCUUGGUUGUCUCAAUACCACACUCAAAAGACAUUGUGACACGAGAUGGUCGUCCAGGCGUCAAGCCGUGACAUCUCUUAAGAAUGGUCUAACCUCUGUUUACAAGAUUUUGAUAAGCAUGACUGACAGAGACAACGACUGGAAUGCAGACACAGUUUCUGGUGCUAUGAAAGUUUUAAAACAAAUUGAUUUUGAAUUUGUGUCGCUUUUGGAAAUGUGGUCUGAUAUUUUGGUCAGUGUAGAUUGUACAAACAAGGCUCUUCAAGGGAAAGGUACAACUCUGGAUGUAGCGUCUAGUUUGCUCUUGGGUUUAGCAAAAAAAGUAGAAGAAAUGCGCAAAGAAGGAGUUUUUUUUGUAAAAAAUUUUUGGAAAAUGCUAAAGCUACGUGUGACUCUUUGACUAUUCCCAGUGAAU